Molecule: messenger RNA, 1488 nt
Organism: Fonsecaea pedrosoi CBS 271.37
Lineage: Eukaryota; Fungi; Ascomycota; Eurotiomycetes; Chaetothyriales; Herpotrichiellaceae
Exons: 1
Coding region: 1-1488 (495 amino acids)
Biological process (GO): tRNA methylation; wybutosine biosynthetic process
Cellular component (GO): cytoplasm
Molecular function (GO): tRNA methyltransferase activity; S-adenosylmethionine-dependent methyltransferase activity
Source: RefSeq, a predicted model, not a curated record
AUGACAAGCCCUCGACCACAGCACCAGCACCAACAUCACCCGUCGCAACAAGAGGGUAAACCCAAGCAGAGGAAAGACAAGAAGACCCCGAACAAUCCACUGGUCCGGGGUAUUUCAGCGUUCUACACAGAAUGGCAAGGUCGUCGUUGUCGCAUUGAUCCUGCGACUGCCACAGACGACAACGCGACUUUCGUUCCAGCUCCUCGCCAUGGUGAAGGAGAUGACCCGCCGCUCGCAGCAUUAGCUAUCGCAGACAUGCCGAAGCGGUAUACACUCUACCCGCCGCUCCUGCUCCUCCCACCAAACUUCACGGCGCAGAAUCCGCGGUGGACGGCAUUCUACGACGCGCUUGACGAGCACGACAAGGCGGAGCUGUUUCGAUGUAUCGCCGAGAAAGGGUUCAAGGGAAUGGGGAUCUCGCGGAUCGCAAUCAAUGCGCCCAUCGCGGCCGAGGUCGAGCAUGAAGAGGACGUCGAAGACGCCACCAACUUCCGCGGUCCCGUCACGACGCAGAGCGCUACCACCAAGGGACAGAAUGUCCUUCGCCAUCCCUCAGGCCUGGUCCCGGUUUACGGUCGCUGGGGACCCGUGCUCGACGAGCGACAGCACCGAGGCAGAAUCCUUCACCCUUCGGCCGAGGACUUUGACGCCGCUUUCUGGACGAGCGCGACCCAGCACCACGGCAUCGUGCAGUGCUGGGCACCGUUGUACACCAUGUUCAGCCGCGGGAACAUCUCCGAGAAGGCGCGGAUUCUGGGCCUGCACUCCCGGUUUCCCGGCCUGACAACUGCUGAACUGCACGGGCAGCUCGGCCUCGUCGAUGUGGUCGAUUUCUACGUCGGCAUCGGAUACUUUGCCUCUUGCUACCUGUCAAAGGGCGUGCGACGGGUCUAUGGCUGGGACAUCAAUCCGUGGAGCAUCGAGGGGUUGAGGAGGGGAUGCGAGAGAAACGGAUGGCGGUGCUUGGUACUCCAGGUUGAUGAGACAGGGAGUCUGCAAGGGCCGGGAGGCAUCAAGGGUAUUGUCGAGGAGAUUGCCAGGGGUGAUCGCUCAGGCGGGGCCGACACAAUCGUCAGAUGCGUAGCCUUCCUAGGAGACAACAAGUGGGCACGGAAGAUCUUGCAGGAGAUGCAAUGUGAGUAUGAAAGGAUGGGCUACAACCGAGAGGGAACAGCGUCACGGCUCAACAUCAGACAUGCCAAUCUAGGUCUCCUUCCUUCGGCGCGAUCGAGGUGGGAGGAUGCUGUCAAGAUCGUCACAGGCCUGAGUGAAGAUGGAACAGGUGGAUGGCUGCAUGUCCAUGAGAACGUCGAUAUGCGGGAAAUCGACAUCAUAGGGGAAAGAAUUGUGAGAGAAAUUGAUGGACUGGUACAGCGAGAAGCCCGACGGCCUUGCGCAACUUCUGGCGUCCACGUUGAACAAGUCAAGACAUAUGCGCCCGGGGUCAUGCAUUGUGUAUUCGAUGUCGAGAUCAAACCCAAUGGCUGA